AUGAGUGCAGAAGCAGCAAAUGUAGACAUCACCUCAGGAGCUGCGGAUACACCGGAGACCUCGCACGUUGCUGCUCAAGGCAAGGGGUUGCUGCUUGCUGCUGGCCUAACCGGUAGCAGCAGCAGCAGCAGCAGCGACAGCAGCAGCAGACGCAGCAGUAGCAGCGAGGGCAGCAGCAGAAGCAGCAGCACAGCGCCGCUGCAGCGAGCAGUUGGGAACGUUUGGGGAUCGCCGUUUGAAGGAGAAUAUGCAGCAGCAAGUGCAGAAAUGCAGUGUACGGACAACUGCACAGAUAGCAUGCAUGCAACAGCAGAAAAUUGGGGCGUAGAGACACCUGGCUGUCUCUCUUCUCAGCGGUCUCCUUUCUCCUGCUUGCCGCGGCCCGUAGCAGCUGGCACAGAAGGAGACAGAGAAGUCAGAGGAGACAGAAAAUGCCACAAAGAAGGAGAGAGAGAUGUAAAGAGAGAAGAAUACAGAGAGGGAGACAAUGAAGCCGCCAGAGAGGGAGACGGGGAGAGGAAAGGAGACAAGGGAGACAGAAAAGGAGGCACAGAAGCAGACACAAACUCCAGAGACAAAUUGGAGGAUACAGAUGCUGCAGAAGAGCAGCAAACACCCAAGCAAGAAGACAACAGCCUCACAAGCAGCAGCAGCAGCAGCAGCAGCGAACACAGCUUCAGGCUGGCUAGGCUAGGAGAUAUAAAGGAGACACGAGAUUCCGUUUCCCCCUGCAGCAACGGCAGCAGAAGCAGCAUUGAGCAGCUGCAGCUGCAAGACCUUGACACACACGAACGCACUGCAGAACCAAGCAACGAGACGCAGCAGCAGCAGCAGCAGCAACAGCAGCAGCCGCUGCUGGACCUCCAAAGUGAAAUGCAGGAACGGUCCCAGCUGCUGCAGCAGCCGCGGCAGCACCGGGAUCAAGAGGAGCCCCUGAAGCAGCAGGUGCAGCAACAGCAGCAGGAGCAGCAACAGCAGGAGAAGCACCUGCAGCAGCAGCCGCUGCAUCUGCCGCUGCAGGAUGCUGCGACGCAGCAGCAGCUGCAGGAAGAAGAGGCAUCGGCAAUCAAUGAAGAGCUUCUGCUGCAGCAAAAAAUGUCCGAGCAACACCCCAAAAAGCAACAGCAGCAGCAUCACACGCACACACAAGAGCUUCUUCAAAGCCUCGAGCUGUGGGAAACGCAGCAGCAACAGCAACCGCAACAAAAUGAGGCAGACAAGGAGCAACAGCACAACCAAGCAAAAUGCCUGCCCACUAUGGAACAGCAACACGAGCAGCAGCAUAUUCAACAGCAGCAGCAGCUACAGCCACAGCUGGAAAAGCUACAAGAGCAGCAGCAGCAGCAUCCACAGCAGCAAUGGCGACUGCAGGAACUGCGGCAGCAGGAGCUGCAAAUCCGGCAGCAGCAGCGAGAGGAACAGCUGCAGCAGCAAAAACAACUGCACCAGGAGGUGCAGCAGCAAGGGCAGCACCAAGUGCAGCACCAAGUGCAGCGGCAACCACAAACUACGGAUGAGACGAAGCACCAGAAAGAGAUGCAACAGCAACAACGGGAAUGGCAGCACCUGCAACAAGAGCAGCAGCUGCAGCAGCUGCAGCAGCAACAUCAAAUCGGGCAAGCACGAAUGCAUGAGCGGCAGAUGCAGCAACAAAAACACCAGCAACAACAGCAGCAGCAGCUGGGGGCCCUGGAGGUCGAAGAGCAGCGCCAGCAGCGGCAGCAGCAGACCCACGACGGCGUGCAACACUCACAUCUUGCGCAGCAGCAGCAGCAGAAGCAGCAACUGUCGGAGCAACAGCAGGGUGUGUCUUCUGGUGAGUUGAGUUGCAUGCAUAGUCCCUCGCACUGCAGUUUGUCUCCUGAUGGCCUCCAAAGCCAAGAAGGAGAAAUUGUGGGGUCCCUUAGUCCCCUGCAGCUGCUGCAAGCAGCGCCUCUGCCUCGCGUCUGCCGCAGCAGCAAACCAGAAGCAGAUCAGCAGCAAAAGAAAAACCUGCUGCGCAUUAUACCAUCCACUGCCGUCGAGGAGAUAACUCCUGCAGAAGAGGGACCGCAGACCCUGAGACAGUCCGAGGAUCGCCUGGAGAUCGUUGCCCGUGAGCGCCCUGGGAUCGUCUCCGGGGAUCGCCUUGGGAUCCUCUCCCGGGAUAGUCUGGGGAUCGUCUCCGGCGAACCUGUUGGGAUCGUAUCUGGGAAUGGACCUGGCAUCGUCCCAGGGGACAGUCUUGGGGUCGUCCCCGGAGGCAGCCCUGGGAUCGUCUCCUGGGAUCAUCCUGGGGUUGUCUCCGGGGAUCUGCUGCGGGAGGAGGGCGAGUUCCUAAGCCCCGAAGAGGCAGCACAGCGAGCAGCUUAUUUCGCUUUGGUUGCAGAGAUGGCAGCAAACCAUGCAACAGAACUGGAAGACGGUGAAGCACCACUCUCACCUAGUCUCCCCUCGGGGGGACCCCUGGGUGGCAACCCCGGUGACCCUAUGGGGGAGGGGCUCCUGCGGGGCCCCUUUGGCGGGGGAGCCCCGGAGGGCCCCAUGGUUGGGGGACCCCAGUCGCUGCCGGGCUAUGCUGCGUUGCUGCAGCAGACGCAGCUGGCAAAGCAAAUGCAGCAGUGGCUGCCCCAAGAAGCAGCAGAGCCAACGCUACUCCCAGACACCCGUAGAAGAGGCAGCAGCAGAAGCCGCAGCAAACGGCAGCAAACAAGCACAGAAACAGAGGGGGGGGACGGCGCUAUGUUGCAGCCGUCUCACAACCGUCAGCGUCCAGCAGCCCCUGGAGCUCCUCCAACGCCGCAGCGGGCUGCUGCUGCAGUAGCCGCAACAGAUGCUGCAGCAGCAACAGCUGAUGCUGCUGCUGCUGCAUCAGCAGGAACCGCAGCUGAUGAAAACAGGGAAGCACACUCCAUUGCCAUAGCCACUGGCCAUACACAGCAACUGCAUCAGGGGCAGCACCAACAGCAGGAAGCGCAGAUGCUGCAGGCAUUAGCUGCUCAGGCUGAGGAGUUGCAGCGGCAGCAGCGCGUGGCUGAGGAGUUGCAGCGGGAGGCAAUACAGGAGAAGCAGGAGGCGCAGCAGCAACUGCAGCAAGCGCUGCAUCAGCAGCAAAAGGCACAGAGCCUCUUAGCCCUUGCAAACCAAAAGGAAGAAAGCCUCAGUCAGCAGCGGGAGCAACUGGAAAUGCAGCACGAGCUGCAACGCCGGCUGCAGCAGGAGUUGCAGCUGCGGGAGGCGCAGCAGCGACAGCGGGAAGUGCUGCAGCAGCAGCUGCAGCAGCAGCAGCAACAGCAACAGCAAAUGAAGCAACACCAAGAACGACAACAACUGCAACACCAAGAACUUAUGCUGCAGAUGAGGCAGCAGUUACUCGAGCAGCAGCUGUUGAGACACCAGCAGGUCGUAGCAGACUUCGAUAGUCAGGUGGCAGAGCAGCAGCGGCAGCGGGAGCUGCUGCAGCAGCAGCAGCUGCAGCUGCAGCAGCAAAUGGAGGAACUAAAGACCCGCGAACAGCAGCAGCAGCAGCAAGAACAGCAGCUUAAUCAACGACGCAGUCAGCUACAGCAGCUCGAGGAGGAGACCGCCAUACGAGAGAAACGCAUGCAAGAGCAGCAGCAGCAGCAGCAGAUCAAGGAGCAAGUGCUGCAGCAGCAGCAGCAGCAGCAGCAACAGACAGCAGAACAACUGGCGCAGCAGAAACUAAAGCUGGAAGAGAUGGAGAGACAGAUUGAAGAGAAGACCGCUAAAGCAGCAGAAGCAGCAGCAGCACAAGCAGCACAAGCAGCACAAGCAGCAUCGGCCACUGCAUCGAAUGGAGUUGAUUGCGAUGGCUCGAUGUCUGUCUUUUCAUUUUUUGCUUCGCAUCGGGUCAAGGCAGAGGAGCCGCAGCCGCAGCAGCAGCAGCAGCAGCAGCAGCUACAGCAGCAGCAACAGCAGCAACUAGAGCAGCAGCUUAUAUCUAUCUGUCUCAGCUAUCUGAACCAGCAAAGGAGGCACUUGGCCCUCCUGAGGAAACCCCUAGAGGCGGAGGGACAGCUCCUCCGGCUAGCAGCAGCAGACCAGCCAGCCCCGACGCCAGCGACAGCAGCAGCAGUUGCUGCUGCGGCCGGUGCUCCUGCUGCUGCUGCUGCUGCACUCCCUUGCAGCGUCAGCAACCCCGCUGCUGGCGAGAGCCAGCGCUGCAUUGUAUCUCUGAAGCUGAAGACCUGGAACGCCACAGCAAGGUGCGUCCGUCUCGCCCUCUCCGCCUUCACGAACAGAGCCAAAUAUCUAAUGGCUAACUCGGCCCCCCGGGGGCCCCUCGGGACCGUCCUGCAAGAUACCCUCCUAGCCCCUCCCGUAGGGGCCCCCUUGGGGGCCCCUGUAGGGGCUUCCUUGGGGGUGCCCGUAAGGGCUCCCUUAGGGGCCUCACUAGGUGCCUCUGGAGGCCCCUUGUUUGCUGCUGCUGCCGCAGCAGGCAGGAUGCAGCAGCAGCCCAGCCACAGCAGCACGAUCCUCCCCCCCACUGCUGCUGAAAUAUCAACGGCGGCUUUGCAUUUAAGCAGCAGCGAAAACUGCGUUGCAGCAGAGGCUGGAGCCUCGACCGCAACUACACCAGCAGCAGCAGCAGCAGCAGCAACAACACCAACAAACGCAACAGCAGCAGGGGCGAUUCCCCACGUAGUUUUUGACCCAGUGCCUGCUAACUACGCAGCAGCCGCUGCCGCAGCAGAGCCGUCUCCGCUGCCGCCACCGUUGCAGCAGCAACAGCAGCAACAGCAACAGAACGUUUGUCAUCUGCCUGCAGCAGCACUUGCUGCUGCCCCUGGAGACCCAUCAACAGUAAUAGAGGGGCCCCCUGAGCGGCUUUGUUCUGGCUCAUCAGAGGUAUUUAUGCGUCUACAAUCGGGGCUGCAGGUAGGAGAUAUCUCUGUGUUAGGGUUUACGGGGCCCUCGCACUAUCCAUGGCCUGCAGCAAGCGGUACCAAGGGGGCCCCUGGGGGAAACCCCCUUCUCGCCGAAGCUCAGCCCAGCAGCAACCAAAACCCUGCUGACCUUCGAGUUGCAGCAAAAGAGCAGCAGACAGCAGCGUUUGCUGCUGCUGCAACAACAAGUGCAAGGAGGACGAUACAUAGGGGCCAGGGGGCGUCAGGGGCCCCACAAACAGACACUGCAGCAACAGCAGCAGCAGCAGCAGCAACUGCUGCUGCCCCUGCAGCAGCAGGGUGGGAGACUCCCCGUUUGCAGCUGCAGCGCCGCCAGCAACUCACUGCCCUCCCACCCUCCAUGGGCCACGUCUCUAGUAGUUAA
Messenger RNA from Eimeria mitis, 5271 nucleotides. RefSeq lists its product as uncharacterized. The coding region runs from base 1 to 5271 and encodes 1756 amino acids. Lineage: Eukaryota; Apicomplexa; Conoidasida; Eucoccidiorida; Eimeriidae. The transcript has 4 exons. Gene Ontology annotation, biological process: microtubule-based movement. Gene Ontology annotation, molecular function: microtubule motor activity. The record is from RefSeq and is a predicted model, not a curated record.